UUUGUGCAGAGACAAAUACAUAGUUCGGAUAUUAUUCAAUAUUCGUUUUGUAAUAAUUAUCUGUGCAGUACGAUACAAGUGCUUGUACGAGUGGGGAAAUAUUUGAAGACUUUUCUCAUCGUUUUCCCUAGUAUAAACGCAGUGCAAAUUGCAGAAGUGUACGGGAUUAAAAAACCAGAGAAAUGGAGAUAGAUGAAUGUUCAGCUGGUGGGGAUAGUGGAGCAGAAGAAGAUGAAGAAGCAGCUUCGACACAUGGUUCUAAAACUGAUAGUAGCAGUAGUAGUAUAAGUGGUAGUAGUACAACAACAGAUAGCGAACAAGAUAGCGCAGAAGAUCAUGCCAUGAGCAGUAGUGAAAGCCAUAGUUCUGCAGAGGAAGAUGAAGAGGAAAAUGAAAAUGCAGAAUUCAUAGUAAACAUUGAGAACCCCGAUGCUUUGAGGUGGGAAACUUGCAUUGCUGCCAGUAUCAAAGUAAAACUACCGCAGGAUCUUUGUGAACAUUUUAGUAUCUUCAAGGAGAUGCUAGAUUAUCCACGUUUCUGGAAUGAGUGGCUUUCUGAAAGUCAACGAGAAACAUUGUACAAUCUUCUGCCUACUUUUCCAAAAGACUCCAAUAUAGAAGCACAAUUGGAUAAAUCGCUGCAAAUGUUGUUUAAUAGAGAAAACGACAGAUUUGGUGUAACAGCAUUAGACACGUUUCAUAAUCAUCUUUCUUCUGGUCAUUAUCGUCCCGAUAUUAAAAGAAUACGUGGUUUAGUUCGUAAAGCGCAAAAAAAAAGAUCGUUGUUUGAAGAACGGAAACGGUCAUAUGAAUUAGCAAGUCAGCUGCUAAAAUCGCGAGAAAGUUUAUUAUCAAAUGCAUAUAGACAAGGUUUCAAUCAACCAGUAAAUCGCGCAGUGUCUAAAUUUCAUUGGCGCAAAUCAAAACCAAUAAUGGUUGAAGAAAAGACUCAGUUGCGUUAUUUGGAGGAGCUAAACGCAGUUCGGACAGAACUUAGAACCAGCACAAGAUUGUCUGCUGAUACAACAUCUGAAAACGAAGAAAAUUAUCCUCAUUAUCAAAUGACUGGAGCUAAACAAAAGAGGAAACGGCGUUUUACUAUGAAUCUUCAAGGAUUGUCAGUUAAAGGCCUACAGCUCAGUCAUGAAGACGAUACAAUUCGACCUGUAUUUUCCACCUUGCAGCGAAUGGAAUACAGUUCUAGUAGAGCAUUGUUCGUACGUGAACAAACGGAAGAGACCUACCGAGCUAUGUUAAUUGCACAUAAAAAACGACGUGCCCGUCGUGACCUUCAUCCAGAAUUGAACACUCAAGGAAUUGCGCUUGCCGAUCUCACACAAAGAUCACAAAUUGGUCAGAAGCAGAAACUUACAAUUGGCAAUUCUAUGAAAGUUACAUCUGCUAAGAAGAAGAUUAAAUUGGAACAAAAUUCGUUAUGUCCGCCCGUACCAAAAUUGACAAAUUCCAAUUCUGUGAAACACGAAAGCGAUAACAGUGAUUACUCCCAUACAACGGACGACAAUAGACAACCUAAUAUCGUAGACAUAGAUUACAAUAAAAUGACAACACCUAUUAAAUCGGAACCUAUUGAGGCAUAUGAAGCAUUUCAAGUAACCAAAAAGAAAAUCAGCCCAGUAACUCAAAAGGGUAUCAAACCAACAGUAGCCAAUUUACCAGAGAUAAAAAAAGAAGUCGAAGAUAUAGAAUAUAACAAAGUUAAAACCGAAUUAAGUUUGGGCGUAAGCGAAGAUGUACUGGCUGAAACUGAAGAAGAAGAGGAAAAUGAAUCGAAAAAAGAGCUUGACUUAGACAGUAUUGAUAUGAUGCAAUUACCAAUUCAACUUGAUGAUGGAAUUGAUAUACUUGACGAUGUUAAGUGCGAAGAUGAAAGAGUUAUAUCAAUACCAGAAACGAAAAUGAUUGUAUCAUCCAGUGAAGAUAUAAAUGUUAACAACGGGACGGAAUUGAUGCAAGAGACGCACACAUGUUUUUUCUCUCUGCUGAGAGACGCUUUUACUUCUAAGGGAGAGUACCGAAUGAGUGCGACAGAAAUGAAGGACGCAAUAAUGCAAUGGCAAAGCAAUCCUAUUUCACCUUUGAAUGACUGGUAUUCUUUGGUACCUUCAUGGCCUACUUUAGUACCAUUAGCUCUCGGAUUUCUUGCUGGCGAAUUAAUAUAUUCUCAAGAUUUAGAUCAGCGACAAGAACAAGAUCAGGAACUCGUACCUUAUCUGGAAAAUAAGGGUCAAGGCAUAUAUGCAUGGAUUGGUGCUGGGAGAGACUCUGAUGCCCGAUUACAGGACUUGUGUACAAAAUUUCUUAUGUAUAAAGACAUGUUGACACCACCAUAUACUCAAACUAUUAGUACUGUGAUAUCUACAAAAUCGCAGCAGUCUCAACUAUCUUCUAAUAAUAACAAUAUGAGCAAUAACACAAUCGUUACAAGUGGAAUUCUGCAAAGUGGUAGAAGCGGAAGUCCCGCACUAGAAUCUACCAAUAUGGAUACUAGUUCCACUGGUACUGACUGGGAACCACCUCGGCCGCUAUUUCCUACAGAAUGGAAAGUUCGUCCGUCCACAAUAGAGGAACGUGAGGAAUUCCGAAGACAGGAGCGUAUGCGUUAUACUGCACCUCAUAAGGCGUUUACUUAUCGCAUGCACGGUUACGCGUCCGUAGUCGGUCCUGUCAAAGGAAUUUAUCAGCAUAAUGUUGCUUCAGGACAAGCUAAAGCACGAGGACAUUCGUUGUUGGUGCCGGAUCGUCCAAACUUUGUAACAAUUUUAGCGUUAGUUAGAGAUGCUACUGCUCGACUUCCUAAUGGUGAAGGGACUCGAGCUGACAUUUGUCAAUUAUUAAAAGAUUCGCAAUAUAUCAUAGAACAAGAUAAUGACGAAAAGGAGGGAUAUCUCCAUUCUGUGGUAUCAGGAGCGCUUGAUAGGUUACAUUACGAGGCAGAUCCUUGUGUUAGAUAUUAUCCUCGUCGGAAGGAAUGGCUUUAUCUUCAUCGAGGACGAUCUGAAUCUGAAUUUGAAAUGGUUCAUCAACAAUUACAAGGUAUUGCAAAGAAUAAGAAAAACGUUGGUAAUACAUCACGAAAUAAAGUAGUACAACCAACUCUCAAAUCAGCCAAUAUAAAUAAGGAACAAUCUUCAAAUACUAAGGAAGUUAUUGUCAAAAAAGAAAGGCGAAUGACAACUAUACCUACGCAACCUGUUAUUCCCAAGAAAGAGCAGCAUAAAACCGAAGAGAAAAGUGUCUCUGACCAUCCUGUUUGUACUGAACAUUCCGUUAAUACUAUUAAUACUAAUGUAGAACUAGCAGUUAGCACAAUAACGUCAGCAAUUUCUACCGUUGAAACUCCUGUUUCUGUUGCAUCGAUUGUAACUUCUUCGGCUACUAUCACAAAUGUAGUAAGCACAGAACGAGAUAACAUUGCAAUGGACACAAAAUCACAACUUGCUCCAAUAACGAUGGUAAAGAAAGCAUCUACUAUUGGAGGAAAAUCAAUCGCUGUACUCAAAACAAAUGCCGCUCAAAGUCUAUUACAAUCGAAUCAACAUAAUUAUUCGCAUCACCAAAUUCAAGUAUCGACAUCUGCUGGUCUGCAAACUAUUCGUCUGUCUGGACACUCUGUGUUGCAAUCUGCACAGCAAUCUGCUUCAAUUAGUAAUAAUUCUAACGUAGUAAACGGAAAUACUACAAAUUUAACGACGAUACUACCAUCUACAAAAGCACAAAAUCAGCAGCAACAGCAAUCAACUAUAGUAACAAGUCAAGCAGGGAAAAGUAUUUUACAAGCUACCAAUAUAAAACAACAACAAUCACAACAACAGCAACAACAACAACAUGUAUUACCAGGCAAAACUCUUUUGGCAUCACAGAUUAAAUUAGUUAGUUCGAGUCAAAUUAAAUCAUUACUCACGAGCCAUGGUCUUCAAGGUCAAACUAUAUUUAUCAAACAAUCCUCACCGUCGAAUACUCAAUCUCAACAGCAACAAUUACAGCAACAACAACAACUGAAGCAACAACAACUCCAACAACGAGUCACAGCUAACCAACAGCAAUCUAUACAACAAACUCCAGGAAUGCAACGCAUAAUUGCACAAAUCGGAGGAAAACCAAUUGCUGUGCAAAUACAACAAUCACCUCAUCAUCAGCAACAGCAGCAACAGCAACAGCAGCAGCAGCAACAACAACAACAACAACAACAAAAGAUACUUGCAAAAGUUUUAACAAAUAAUAGUGGGGGACAAAUAAUCUCUGUUGAAAGUCUACUAGCACAAAAAGGAUUAAAAUUGGCUACUACUACUACUACUGGUCACACUAAUCAACUUAAUAGGCAGGGUAAGCAGGUCAUACAGGCUCAGUACCAAGUGGUGCCACAAGCGCAAGCAUCUUCUAGUCAAUCAAAAAUAAUAGCAGUCAGCACACAACACCAACAAUCUCAGCCUCAACAGGCUCAAACUGUUCGAAUGGUUACCGCUCAGCUUGCGGGAAAACCUAUUGUAUUAGCAAGCAGUAAUAAAAACGUUGGAGUUGCAGUAAGCACCAGUGGUGGGAACGUAGUAUUAGGCAAGCAGCCCACCUCUCAGCAACAGCACCAACAACAAACGCAGCAACCAAUUAUUUUGCCGAGUCAACUACUUAACAUCAAAACAUUACAUGGACUCAAAGUGAUUCCCACUCCUACCGGAUUAAAAACCGCAGGUGGUGCCGUAUACGCUCGAGUUAUCGCCCCUACAACGAUUGCCUCUACGCAGGCUGGAUCAAAUCAACAGCAGACUCUUUAAACACAAAAACCAAGAAAUACUUCGUACAGCACACCUUAACAGAAUUAAUAUUAUUUACAUAUAUUUAUACUUAAUUUGCUUGGCACUGUUUCUUUUAUACACGCACACACGCGCGCGCAUGCGUACACAUCUACACAUAUCUAGUGCUUUCCAAUUGUGAAAUCAUUAGACCCUUUCGUGCACAUGGUAAG
This is a messenger RNA of Mycetomoellerius zeteki, 4981 nucleotides long. RefSeq names its product nuclear factor related to kappaB binding protein (gene NFRKB). The record is from RefSeq and is a predicted model, not a curated record. Gene Ontology annotation, molecular function: protease binding. Gene Ontology annotation, cellular component: Ino80 complex. The coding region runs from base 183 to 4790 and encodes 1535 amino acids. The transcript has 16 exons. Lineage: Eukaryota; Metazoa; Arthropoda; Insecta; Hymenoptera; Formicidae.